This is a messenger RNA of Dioscorea cayenensis subsp. rotundata (Guinea yam), 1824 nucleotides long. RefSeq names its product vacuolar-processing enzyme. Gene Ontology annotation, biological process: vacuolar protein processing. The transcript is spliced from 9 exons. The coding region runs from base 16 to 1443 and encodes 475 amino acids. Gene Ontology annotation, molecular function: cysteine-type endopeptidase activity. The record is from RefSeq and is a predicted model, not a curated record. Lineage: Eukaryota; Viridiplantae; Streptophyta; Magnoliopsida; Dioscoreales; Dioscoreaceae.
CAUUGCAUCCCAGCUAUGGCGGUGUUCAUCCACUGCAUCCUUGCGGCUCUUCUCUUGCUCGAUUUCGUCGCCGGAGGCCGGUGGGACUCUGCGAUUCGGAUGCCUAUUGAGGAAGAGGAGGAUGAGGUCGGCACUCGGUGGGCCGUGCUCGUCGCAGGCUCUAGUGGUUAUGCGAAUUAUCGCCAUCAGGCGGAUGUUUGCCAUGCUUACCAAUUGCUGAAGAAAGGGGGAUUGAAGGAGGAGAACAUCGUGAUGUUCAUGUAUGAUGACAUUGCGCAUAACCCGCUAAACCCUAGGCCUGGCAUCAUUAUCAAUCAUCCCCAAGGAGACGAUGUUUAUGCCGGCGUCCCUAAGGACUAUACAGGGACUCAAGUCACUGCUAAGAAUCUGUAUGCAGUUAUCAUGGGUAACAAGAGUGCUGUUGAAGGUGGUACUGGUAAAGUUGUGGAUAGUAAAGCAAAUGAUCGUAUCUUUAUCUAUUUCUCUGAUCAUGGAGGUCCUGGAGUACUUGGAAUGCCCAUCAUGCCAUUCAUUCUCGCAAAUGAAUUCAUUAAUGUCCUAAAGAAGAAGCAUGCAGCUGGUACUUACAAAGAAAUGGUCAUCUAUGUAGAAGCAUGUGAAAGUGGGAGCAUGUUUGAAGGUUUAAUGCCCAAGGACAUCAAUAUAUAUGUGACAACAGCCUCAAAUGCAGAGGAGAGUAGCUGGGGUACUUAUUGUCCAGGGAUGGAUCCCCCUCCACCUCCUGGGUUCAUGACUUGCCUUGGGGACUUGUACAGUGUUUCAUGGAUGGAGGACAGUGAUGCUCACAACCUCAAGAAGGAGACCAUUGAAAAACAGUAUCAGAACGUGAAAGCAAGGACUUCUAACUAUAACACAUAUAAUGCGGGAUCACAUGUUAUGGAGUAUGGCAAUAAGAGUAUGAAAUCUGAGAAACUGUAUUUAUAUCAAGGUUUCAACCCGGCCAACGCUAACGUCACUGAUAAUGCCAUCCGAACCACCUCUGUGGGGGUCAUUAACCAAAGGGAUGCUGACCUGCUCUUCCUCUGGAGAAGCUAUGAGAGACUGGAUGAAAAAUCAGAGAGGAAGAAGGAAAUUCUUAAAGAAAUAACAGAGACUAUAACACACAGAGCACAUCUGGAUAUCAGCGUAGAAUUCAUUGGGAAGUUGAUAUUUGGGUUAGAGAUUGGUCCUUCCAUCCUCAGAGCUGUCAGACCAUCUGGUCAGGCAUUAGUUGAUGAUUGGGAUUGUUUGAAAUCAAUGGUUCGAAUUUUUGAAUCCCAUUGUGGGUCACUGACUCAAUAUGGCAUGAAACAUAUGCGAGCAUUUGCCAAUAUUUGCAACAAGGGCAUCUCAAAGGAUGAGAUGGAGGAAGCUUGCAUCACUGCCUGUAGAAGCUAUGACUCUGGGAGUUGGUGGCCUUCCAACAGAGGAUAUAGUGUUUGAUGGUGGUAAUAGCUGCAAACUUUCAGUGAAGGUACUCGGAGUAUCUCCUUGGUUUUGCACAUAGUUUUUCUUAUGUUUAUCCAAACUUAUGUCUGGGUGUUAACUUCCAAAAGAGGCUAUUAGAUCAUAAAUCAAAUGUUUGGACCUAAGAAAUAACAUGAUGAAUAUUAGAUCAUAAACCAGGAAUUCUGAUCUCGCGCUACCUCGUCUUCCAGCUGGUGGAAGAUGUCCCUCCCAUUCUUUCCCUGUCUCUUUGUGUUCUUCUGGCCUUUCACCUCUGGUGAUUGGGCCCUUCUAGUCUCUCUCUUUUGUAUUGUAUUGUUUUAGGGUUGUUGUAUCUCGUCUUUUCGUUAAUGAAUUUGUGGUUUAUCCACUUAUUUC